CCGCGGUCACACUGUUCAAAAAUUUGCAAAAAGAACGCACGUUCCCGUGUGGAAAUCAAUACGAAAUCAACAAAAAGUGAUCGAUUUUGCAACAGACGCAGCCCAGAACGCGCCAGAAGUGCAUUACUCAUUGUCCGACAGCCAACGCGCGUGUUUCCCCAGCUGCCAGCCGACAGCCAACCACAAAGCAAUCGCACUUUUGUUGUGGAAAAUUUUGCAGUCGUCGCCGUCGCCGCCGCUGCCGCCAACGAGCGAACGAAAAAAAAAAUUUGCGCGUCGUCUGUGCCCGUCUGUGCUUGCGCCAGUUUGAGUGUGUGUGUGUGUGUGUGUGUAUAUCCGUGUCGCACGGCCUACAUUGUCAAUUAACAAGCGCGAAACAUUGUGAUCACCCUUUUUCCUACGCGCCGCCAGCACUUCUACAGUCUACGUCAGCAUGUCCACUCCACGACCUGAGGAGCACCAGAAGUUCUCCGCCGCCGCCGCCCUCUGCCCGCUCAGCAACUGCCAGUUCAGCGGCGUCGUAAUUAGCGCCAUCGCUGACGAGCAAAAGCUCGAAUUUACCAACAAAUACAAGGGCAGCUGCACGCUGCUCUGCAGCUACGACUCCCAGGGCAUUGUGCUGCGAAUAGUGUUGGAUGCCGACCGGGAGAAUGUGCUCAAGGAGUACAUGAUAGCGGCGGACACGGACGCGGCCCAGCUGGGCCGACGUAGCUAUGCAGUCACCCUGGAGUCGGAUAACCUGGUGCUGAGGUUUGCCAGCGACCAGGACCAGCAGCUCUUCCGCAAGGUGGUGGAGAAUGUGAAACACCUAAGGCCCAAGUCUGUGUUUUCGCAGCGUACCGAGGAGUCUUCCGCAUCGCAGUAUUUCCAGUUCUACGGCUAUCUGAGCCAGCAGCAGAACAUGAUGCAGGACUAUGUGAGAACGAGCACGUACCAAAGGGCCAUUCUGGGAAAUGCAGUCGACUUCCAAGAUAAAAUCGUACUGGAUGUGGGAGCUGGCUCUGGUAUUUUGUCGUUCUUUGCCGUGCAGGCUGGCGCGGCCAAGGUGUAUGCCAUUGAGGCUUCGAAUAUGGCUCAGUAUGCGCAGCAAUUGGUCGAAUCGAACAGCGUGCAGCAUAAGAUCUCUGUGAUACCCGGCAAGAUCGAGGAGAUCGAAUUGCCCGAGAAAGUAGAUGUCAUCAUAUCGGAACCCAUGGGCUAUAUGCUGUACAACGAACGCAUGCUGGAGACCUAUCUGCAUGCGAGGAAGUGGCUCAAGCCCAAUGGCAAAAUGUAUCCCACACACGGGGACCUCCACAUUGCGCCCUUCUCUGACGAGUCGCUCUACUCGGAACAGUACAACAAGGCAAAUUUCUGGUACCAGUCGGCCUUCCAUGGCGUCGACCUCACCACCCUGCACAAGGAGGGCAUGAAGGAGUACUUCCGCCAGCCGAUUGUGGACACUUUCGACAUUCGAAUCUGCAUGGCAAAGUCUGUUAGGCAUGUUUGCGAUUUCCUCAACGACAAGGAGGAUGAUCUCCAUCUUAUUGAUAUCCCACUGGAAUUCCAAAUACUCCAAACUGGCAUCUGCCAUGGGCUGGCGUUCUGGUUCGACGUUGAGUUCAGUGGCAGCAGCCAGAACGUUUGGCUCUCCACCUCACCGACGGCUCCAUUGACGCACUGGUACCAGGUGCGCUGCCUGCUGCCCAUGCCCAUCUUCAUCAAGCAGGGCCAGACGCUGACGGGACGGGUGCUGCUCGAGGCCAAUCGGCGGCAGUCGUACGAUGUCACCAUCGAUCUGCACAUCGAGGGCACUUUGAUAUCAUCGAGCAACACUUUGGAUCUUAAGAAUCCGUAUUUUCGGUACACGGGGGCGCCGGUCCAGGCGCCGCCGGGGACUAGUACGCAGAGCCCGUCUGAACAAUACUGGACACAGGUCGAUACGCAGGGCUCGCGAAAUUCCUCUAGCAUGCUAAAUGGUGCUCUUGGUGUCAAUGGUAUCGGUGAUGGCAGCAUGGACAUUACCCACGGACUCAUGCAUCCGCACUAGUUUGACGGUAAACAUGCAACAUGCUGGCAAUGCUCCUUGCUAUAAAUUCGCGCCCUAACUGAACCGAUUGCAACCGGUUCUACUCCUUCUGUUUCUGUAAGAUUUGUUUUGUUAUAACUCUGUUUUUUUUAUGGUUAGGUUUAUUUAUUGAAAAGUUGUAAAUUAUAUUUUUUGUACUCUGGAAAUGUAGUUGCAACUUUAUACUCCCGCCUCCUCCACUGUCCUAUUUUAUGCGCCUAAAUAUUUAUUUUUUCAUUUACUUUAAAAACCGAUCGGAUGUAGCGAAGAAAUAGGAAGCCCAGCCAGAAACCAGCAAACCCGCAAACAAAAGAAACAAUCAAGAAAGCAAGGCAGACUAAAAAGUAGUUGUUUAGAACACACGCAGCAUAUUCAAUAAGCAUAAGCUAAUUUUAGCCCAUAGUAUUUAGUGUUUUUAACCGUAUGUAAAAUGUAAUAACGAUAUUUAAUCAACUCGUGUGUGGGACUGCAGCUGAAUGAAUAAUUCGGAAUUAAUUGAUUCUUAGUUAAUGCCAGUUUGCCAAUUGCUAAUUGCAGUCUUUGAAAGCUUUGAACAAAACUCGUAACAUAUUCUGAUUGUAUUUGUAUCUAUUUGUGUGUUAUCUUAUAUUAUAUUAUAUUGUAUUGAAUUGAAUUGUGUGUACCUCUUGCAAGCUAGUUUCAAUUCUUUUUUGUCUGCGUUUGCCUCGAGCGAUUUAUAUUUUAGUUUUGUGAAAUUAUAAGGAAAUUUGCUCAUAGGAUUUAGUGGAUAAGUCAAGCAUUAAAAAGAAACAAAUACUUUUAUUUAUAAAAACUGAUUCCCGCCUAGAGAUUAUAAAUGUAUCAAUUAUGCUUACAAAAAACCAACAUGAAUUGUGUUAGUAUGUUCUGGCUUUGAGUUUCCCUGCUA
This is a messenger RNA of Drosophila guanche, 2936 nucleotides long. RefSeq names its product histone-arginine methyltransferase CARMER (gene Art4). The record is from RefSeq and is a predicted model, not a curated record. NCBI's taxonomy places the organism in Eukaryota, Metazoa, Arthropoda, Insecta, Diptera, Drosophilidae. Gene Ontology annotation, molecular function: protein-arginine N-methyltransferase activity. The transcript is spliced from 5 exons. Bases 434 to 2029 code for a protein of 531 amino acids. Gene Ontology annotation, biological process: peptidyl-arginine methylation.